AUGACUCCACCCAUUGCCAUGGAGGCUUUAAUAGAGAGAGUUCACCAACACAUAAGGGUAAAGGAGAAUGGCGCCCGCGCCAAGGCAAAGUUUGACACGACAGCAAUGUUGGACAAAAAGACUUUGGCUAAGGUAAGCACAGUUGGACGGAAAAGCCAUCCGGACAACAAUAAUCAUAGUGGUCCACUGAAUGAUAAGGAUGCCAAAGCAAGGAAGUUGAAGGUUCGCACCGCUAUCACGACGGUUUUCAAGAAGCCCAUCUACCGAAUACUUAGCGAAAUAUAUGACGAACCCUUUGUUCGGUGGCUUGCCAAAUUGGGAGAAGCGCAAAGGGGCUAUGACGUGAGAUAUCGGUGCACCUUCCACGAUGAAAUUGUGCACCGAACUGAAAAUUGCACGCUAUUGAAGCAACACUUGAAGGAGUUGGUGGUGGUAGGACACUUGAACAGAUACAUCGAAGGGGGAGCACGGUCAACCCUUCAAGACCGCAACAUGCCAGAUGGCAUACCAAUAGACGGUCCACCUCAAGGCAUGAUAAAUGUAAUCCAUGGGAUCAUUGAGCCUGAGCGAGUUUGCGAGCUCAAAGGGAUUAUCAAAAAAACCGAACAGAUGAAGGAGGUGCUAAAUGUUCAAUUGACAGUGAAGAAAGGAAAGACAAAGGCAAAAAAUGUAAUCACUUUCUCUGACAGAGACCUACCAAGGUUGCAAAACCCCCAUAACGAUGAGCUGGUGGUUACUCUCCGAGUCAAGAAUUUUGACAUUAAGAGAUCCUGA
Molecule: messenger RNA, 774 nt
Organism: Camellia sinensis
Lineage: Eukaryota; Viridiplantae; Streptophyta; Magnoliopsida; Ericales; Theaceae
Source: RefSeq, a predicted model, not a curated record